This is a messenger RNA of Anolis sagrei ordinatus, 2871 nucleotides long. It is a transcript of the gene MMD, whose product is annotated as monocyte to macrophage differentiation associated. The record is from RefSeq and is a predicted model, not a curated record. Lineage: Eukaryota; Metazoa; Chordata; Lepidosauria; Squamata; Anolidae. Gene Ontology annotation, cellular component: membrane. Gene Ontology annotation, molecular function: pore-forming activity.
GACACCCAUUUGGGGGGCGGGCCAGGAGCCAGGAGCCAGGAGCACAGCCGAGAGAGAGAGAGAGAGCGAGAGCGGGAACCCCAUUGCGAGCGGGUCCUCCUCCUUCUCUGUCUCGCCCUCUUCCUCCUCUUCUGGGGGCGCCUGGGGCCUGGCGGGCGUGCUGGGCUGGGGGCUGGCGAGCCAAUGAGGGCCCGGACCCCGUCCCUCGCCGCCUCCGGAGCCGCCAGGAGCCCCCCCUGCCGACCCCCGGCUCCCCGAAAGGCAGGCCCGGCUGACCCAUGCGGCGCCUCCAGGAGAGAUUCCGCAGAUUCAUGAACCAUCCAGCCCCAGCGAACAGUCGUUACAAACCCACUUGCUAUGAACAUGCUGCUAACUGUUACACUCAUGCGUUUCUCAUUGUUCCAGCCAUUGUGGGUAGCACCCUUCUCCACCGACUCUCUGAUGAUCAAUGGGAAAAGAUAACAGCAUGGAUGUACGGCAUUGGCCUGUGUGCGCUCUUCAUCGUUUCUACGGUGUUUCACAUAAUUUCUUGGAAAAAGAGUCAUUUAAGGACAAUGGAGCACUGUUUCCAUAUGUGUGACCGAGUGAUGAUCUAUAUCUUCAUUGCAGCAUCGUAUGCACCAUGGUUAAAUCUUCGUGAGCUUGGACCACUGGCAUCACAUAUGCGAUGGUUUAUCUGGCUCAUGGCUGCUGGAGGAGCCAUUUAUGUAUUUCUCUAUCAUGAAAAGUACAAAAUUGUGGAGCUCUUCUUCUACCUGGCAAUGGGCUUUUCUCCUGCUCUAGUUGUGACCUCCAUGAACAACACCGAUGGACUACAGGAAGUUGCCUGGGGAGGUCUCAUUUAUUGCAUGGGGGUGAUAUUCUUCAAGUGUGACGGGGUCAUUCCCUUCGCCCAUGCCAUCUGGCACCUAUUCGUUGCCACAGCUGCUGCAGUUCACUAUUACGCUAUCUGGAAGUAUCUUUACAAGAGCCCUGCCGACAUCAUCCGUCACUUGUGAUAUUAAACACUCACGGACACACACACACACCUGUAACCUGCACUAUGCCUCCGACUCAGUAUUACACGUAUAAAAGAAAUUCUGGGGAAGAGGGAGGAAAUAUUGCACAGGGAGAAAAGCACUGACUUUGUUUUCUGAACACAUUUACUGUGAACUGAAAUGACAAAAACAUGUGUCCUAGAAUUACUGUUUGUAUAUCAAGUGCUUGGCACACAGUUCUCCAAGCACUUUUCCUCGGGCAGCCCUUAUUGGAAUAAAUAGGACAAAUGCAAGUAGAGCAUUACACAGCUCCUAUUCAUUUCAGCCUGUCUUGCACAGAAACAUUUCCUUCUUGUAUUAUAUCCACUAAGAAAGUGAAGGCUGUAUUCAGCAUGCCUAACUUUGAAUUGUGGUUCAAACCAUCAUGCUGCAUUAUCAAUAAUCCAUUCCACAUUAACAGGGAAAACAGUGUAAAAAAUUGGCUAGUGGCCUGAUGUUUACAAAUUCUUUGGGUUUUUUUUUAAAGAAAUAUAUUUAAUGAGUUUCAUUUCUGCAACUUCAAAUGACAAACUUUUUAAAAUGCCAGUUUUGAAUUUUGGAAGUUGAUGUAAAGCAAAGGCUUGGUUCCUUUUUUAAAAAUAAAAGUUGCUUUCUAUCACUUUUUCACACACUAUUUAAUAAAGUGACGAUCAUGGAUAAUGUUUUACUUUCCUCGCCACCCCCUUGCUGUGCUGCUGUGACUUUUAUAUAUAUAUAUAUAUAAUCACAAACGUUUUUUAACAGUAUUUUAAAAGUAUACCCAGCUGCUGUUGUGCAGCUGUACCUGCAUUGAAACUUUGCAAGAAAGAGUUACAUUCCACAUACUGUCUUGACGGAUAUACCUCUUUCAAAGGUUUUUGUGAAAACUGUGGUCAAUAAUGAUGAAUUUCACAAUUGGCUUGGCUAAGCUUUAACCUAUUAUCCUAAACCAUUGGUUCUCAACCUGUGGGUCCUCAGAUGUUUUGGCCUUCAACUCCCAGAAAUCCUAACAGCUGGUAAACUGGCUGGUAUUUUGGGAAGUUGUAGGCCAAAACACCUGGGCACCCACAAGCUGAGAACUACUGUCCUAAACAGUAACCUGAAUUACCUAAUCUAGGUUUCUUUAAGGCAGUGGUUCCCAACCUGUGGGUCCCUUGGUGUUUUGGCCUACAACUCCCAGAAAUCCAGCCAGUUUACCAGCUGUAAGGAUUUCUGGGAGUUGAAAGCCAAAACAUCUGGGUACCCACAGGUUGAGAACCACUGCUUUAAGGGCACAGGCAGUGCUAGAUAACACCUGAAUCCAUUACACAAUGCAAUUUCUAGAGGCAGUUGCAUGUGUUGAUGGGAACGCACUCCAGAAAUGUUGGCUCUACUCAUUCAGGUGGCCAGCAACUAACAGUUGCAAGAUCUAAACUACUCUCAAGCAGCAGUAAUGGUGUGCAAGACACUUUGGUGCUCAAAUAAUCAAACAGCACAAUCCUAGGCAUGUUUACUCAGAAAUAAGUCUCCUUGUGUUUUGUGGGGCUUACUCCCUAGUAGGUAUGUUUAGGAUUGCAUCCCUGCAGUGUUAAAGAGGUCUGGUUUUGGAAAAUCAUUCCUGUUGGCUGUAGCCUUGCUACUCCUACCAUUUCUGAGAACGUAGCCUAUAAAAGUUGCUGAUAACCUUUGAGUAUUAAUAGUUAGGUUCAUCAUACACCCAAAUGGCCUUUUCAGGGAGGGAAACUUAAAGGACUUGAGAGGUCUCAUCAGUCUGGGACUUAAAAGUAGUCAAACUGGGCUUUAGAUGUGCUGCUCCCUUAGCAUCUCAGACAAUGAAAUGCUGUAGCAAUUUGAUUGUAGAAAAUGUGCAUUAAAUAACAAGAUGUUAGACUCCUCA